AAAAAAAAGUGAAAUACUCUUCUUCUUGUACCUUGUGCCAUAUCAAAGACGUAGAGUGCCAAAACGGACCGUACGAAGAAGACAACACCCCCUCACUUUUCUCUCAGACAACAAGAAACCAACCAUUAACGCUUCCAGUUUCCGAUCAAUGAGCACUCCAUUCUAGACUCAUCAACACAGCUGAAAACCGAUACUAGUGUCACUCGUUUCUCGAUCGAUCCAUUUCAUGGCGGUUGUUGAGAACGGUGUGUCGAAUAAUCACGUCGAAUCCAACGAUGUUGACCGGUCAGAGUCGGUUAGGGUUUCUAGGUCAAAUGAUAGGAAUCAGACAAACGGUGUAUUGAAUAGUCACAAAAGUGAUGAGGAUUUAGGUUUUAAGAAAGAAAUUAGGGAUUUGGAAGAAAUGCUUUCCAAAUUGAACCCUAUGGCUGAAGAAUUUGUGCCUCCUUCACUGUCAAACAACAAUGCUUAUAAUCAUAUUAAUAAUAUUAAUAUUAAUGGAGUUGUACUGCAAUCACCACCACCACCACCACCACCUGCUGCUGCUGCUGCUCAAUUUGGUUAUGGUGUUGUUAAUGAAUUCAUGAUGCAAAGUAACCAUACAGGCUUUGGUAACAUCAAUGGUGUUUCAACUGGAAGGAAGAAGGGGAAUUAUGGUAAUGGGAAGAGGAGGUUGAAUAGCCGAACUAACAUGGCGCAACAAGAGGAUGCGAUUAAGAGAACGAUACAUGUAUCUGACAUUGAUCAGCAGGUUACUGAAGAACAACUUGCAGCGCUUUUUGUUAGCUGUGGGCAGGUUGUUGAUUGCCGUGUAUGUGGUGACCCUAAUUCUGUUCUUCGUUUUGCUUUUAUAGAGUUUACAGAUGAGGAAGGGGCAAAGAAUGCAUUAAGUCUUGCUGGGACAAUGCUCGGGUACUAUCCACUUAGGGUUCUGCCUUCGAAAACCGCAAUUGCACCUGUUAAUCCAACUUUUCUUCCCCGGUCUGAGGAUGAAAGGGAAAUGUGUGCAAGGACUAUUUAUUGUACUAACAUUGAUAAAAAGGUUACUCAGGCAGAUGUCAAACUCUUCUUUGAAACAUUUUGUGGAGAGGUUUACAGGUUGAGAUUGCUUGGAGACUAUCAUCAUUCAUCUCGUAUUGCGUUUGUGGAGUUUGUGAUGGCUGAGAGUGCAAUUGCAGCUUUGAACUGUAGUGGGGCAGUAUUGGGGUCAUUGCCAAUAAGGGUAAGCCCUUCAAAGACACCUGUCCGUCCACGUACAACUCGCCCUACCAUGAACUGACACCAUGUCCCGGACUCCCGGCAAUAGCUAUAUUUAAAUAUACGUACGUAGAUACACAGUAAUUGUUUAAAAGUUAUGUUUUUCAUUUGUGUUUUGAAUUUUUGAUGCAUUUUGGAUCCUAAGUAUAUCUAUAGCUUUGGUUUAAUUUGGAACCAUAAAAUUUUGGAUGUUAUUGUCAUCGGAAAUCAUGGUUUGCAGCAGGUUAUCAUUC
Messenger RNA from Helianthus annuus (common sunflower), 1490 nucleotides. RefSeq names its product polyadenylate-binding protein-interacting protein 11. Gene Ontology annotation, molecular function: RNA binding. The coding region runs from base 227 to 1279 and encodes 350 amino acids. The transcript is spliced from 11 exons. NCBI's taxonomy places the organism in Eukaryota, Viridiplantae, Streptophyta, Magnoliopsida, Asterales, Asteraceae. The record is from RefSeq and is a predicted model, not a curated record.